This is a messenger RNA of Homarus americanus (American lobster), 1230 nucleotides long. RefSeq lists its product as uncharacterized. The coding region runs from base 221 to 958 and encodes 245 amino acids. The record is from RefSeq and is a predicted model, not a curated record. Lineage: Eukaryota; Metazoa; Arthropoda; Malacostraca; Decapoda; Nephropidae. The transcript is spliced from 6 exons.
GUCCAAUAGAUGGCGGCAGUGUCGGGAUCCGAAAGACACUCUAGGGGUAGUUUAGGCUCCUUGUAACAUUCCUCGUGAUAAACAUUGUGAUUGUCGAGGUCGACCUUGAGCUUCAAAGUUACUUUGAACUUUGCUCCAGCAGCAGUUCCUGCCAUAUCUUCAGUACUUAUCGUGAUGUCUCAUUGUCACGGCUGUGUGUGUCUGUACUAACGUAAGAAACAUGAGUGAAGAAAUAAACGCAGACACACUGCAAGAGAUUCUUAUUUCUGCCAAAGAAGAUUUGCAGAAGGUAUUGGACGAAGCUCGUCAGAAGUUCGAAGAACUGGGCAGCCACUUUGUUGAUCAAGGUAUAGGAGUUUUGUGUCAAGGACUUGGAGUUUAUGGCCAUCUCUACAAAAGAAGUGGACUCCAGGACAGAGAAGCCCUGGAUAUUGCUAUUAGUAAGAGCCACAAUGUUGUGAAGGAAGCUGCAUUGGAUUUAUUGGAAAUUGAGAGUGAACUUGCUGCUGCUGGGUGUCAUGUGGUUGUGGUUACAUUUGGGGUAAUGUCCGGUGCUGAAAGGUGGCGACUGGAGACAGCUUGCCCUUUCCCAUAUUACACUGAUCCUUCCCAUGCUCUGUACCAGCUACUUGGCCUCAAGAGGUCUGUUGCUUCUGUUUGGAAUACAGCGACAUUGAGUUACUAUGGCGCUCAGAUAGCCAAGGGCAUUCCUCUUCCGGAGUCAUAUACAGACAUUGAGGAUGAUCCACAUCAGAUGGGAGGAGAUUUCAUACUGGAUAAACAGUCCAAACUUCAGUUUGUUUACAGAAGCAAAGUGCCAAAUGAUAGACCCUCUGUAGAUCUAAUCCUUACAGCUCUCAAAGUGUGGAGGAGAUUGAAGAACUUAUGGCUGAAGGUCAACAGGAGGAUGUGUUUGUCCCUCAGCUUCGUGCUCAGGAGAAGCUUGGUCAGUAAUUAAUGGUGCUUUAACUUGCACCAUUGAGUAAAGAAGAUGAGGAAUAGGAUGGACACAAGAAGACGUUUUAUCCUUACAUAAAAUGUAUAGUUAUUUCAGCCUCGCUUUAGGUUAGAUUAUUAUAACAAAGUAAAUGUUUUAAAUAAUUAGAAUGCCAAAAGUUUAUUUGAUUAAACUUGGAACUAGACAUUUACUAUAUUAAUGGAGUUAUGUGCCUUAGACAUUUACUAUAUUAAUGGAGUUAUGUGCCUUAGACAUUUACUAUAUUAAUGGAG